UGCAAGGCUGAAGCACAAAGAACGCUUGUUGCCCGGUCCCCGGGAGUCUCCCAGUGCUACCACUAGCUGGGGAGGACUGGUUACCAUGGAGGCUGCCAUCUGUUCUCUCCCCGCUGGAAUGUGAUUAUCCUCGCUGGGUUGGGAACCAGCAAAAGCAGGGGAGCGUGUGCUGUCGGCAAUUAUCCGCAAUGGAGUGCGUUAAUGGCAGGCUGGAAUUAGCUAGCUGGAGGAGAACAUAAAAGGAUUUUACCAAAACUAUUAAUGAUUUCUAGCCAAGAGGAGUAAGCUUUUUGCAAGGCAGCAGCAUCUGUCCAAAGUCCUUAAUAUUGUCUAGAUCUUGUACAACGAGUGCCACAACCAGGCUAGUUGAGCAGAAUGUACACAAUGAAGUGGCUCAGGGAAUAAAUGGAAGUGUGCCAGUCAAACAGUCCCCACAUUCAGCUUCAAAUCCAAAGCCACAAGUGCCUCCAAAGCCAAUUCAUCUGCAGAAGGUGUCACCUGUUACAUACCAAACCCCUAGGCAUAAAGCUUUAUCAAAUCAGAAACCAAGAAUGGAGGAAGAGACACCCACCCCUGUUUCUAGUGUCACAAAGGAAAAGUCCAGUAAAGUGUCAGAUCUCAUCAAUCGUUUUGAGGGAGGCAGCCCGUUAAAUCCUAGUGAUUUGAAGAAAGAUUCCUCUGUUCUCCACAUUUCUAAAUCUCAAGGAAGAUAUGGGUCAACAGCAUCACCUCAGCCAAAACUCCCCUCCCAGCACCCACUACAAAAACAGGGAAACAGUAAUACCGACAAAACUCAGGUUGCACAGCUACACACAGCCAACGGAGUAGUAGCACAAGACCAGACGGAAGAUGAGGACAGGAGGUUACCAGAUCGUAGCUCUGCUCUGUCCACCCUGGUUCCAGAUAAUGCCAUCAACAGCAGCUUGAUAAACGGGGAAAGAGAAAGUACUUCCAGAGAGUCCUUGCAAAGUAUGGCUGCCUGUGAAGGACAGAUGCUCAACAGCUGCUACAGGACUCCAAGCAGUGAUACACUGCUCCCAUCUGAAAAUGUAACUCUAGAAGCUAAUACUAACGUGAAGGAAGAACCAACUGAGGAAAUCAGCAAGCAGGAUCAACCUGUAGAAACAAAGGAGACAGAUGAACAGAAACGUCACAAAAUUGCCAGUGAACUUCUGCAAACAGAAAAAGCCUACGUUAGCCGACUUGACCUCCUAGAUGGGGUAUUCUAUUCCAGACUUCUUGAGGAAGCCAACAAAGGUUCAUUUCCAGCCGAAGUGAUUAACAAAAUCUUUUCUAACAUUUCAUCGAUAAAUGCCUUCCACAGUAAAUUCUUACUUCCAGAACUUGAGAAAAGAAUGCAAGAAUGGACUACCACCCCCAGAAUUGGAGAUAUUCUGCAAAAGUUAGCUCCUUUCCUCAAGAUGUAUGGAGAGUAUGUGAAGAAUUUUGAUAACGCAAUGGAAUUGGUGAAAACGUGGACUGAACGGUCACCUCAAUUCAAGUUCAUUAUUCAAGACAUUCAGAAGGAAAAAGUGUGUGGAAAUUUGACAUUGCAACAUCACAUGCUAGAGCCAGUACAACGCAUUCCACGCUACGAGAUGCUUCUGAAGGACUACCUAAGGAAAUUGCCUCAGGACUCUCUAGACUGGAAAGAUGCUGAAAAAUCCUUGGAAAUCAUAUCCACUGCAGCAAGUCAUUCGAAUAGUGCAAUAAGAAAAAUGGAGAAUCUAAAGAAAUUGUUAGAGAUAUAUGAGAUGCUGGGAGAAGAGGAGGACAUUGUGAACCCUUCAAAUGAACUGAUAAAAGAAGGGCAGAUCCUUAAACUCGCUGCUCGCAAUACGUCUGCUCAAGAACGGUAUCUUUUCCUAUUUAACAAUAUGCUGCUCUACUGCGUCCCCAAAUUCAGCCUGGUAGGAUCAAAGUUCUCAGUUCGAACUAGAGUUGGCAUAGAUGGCAUGAAGAUUAUAGAAACUCAUAAUGAAGAAUAUCCACACACUUUUCAAGUGUCUGGAAAAGAGCGAACACUGGAGUUGCAGGCCAGUUCUGAACAAGAUAAGGAAGAAUGGAUAAAGGCGCUUCAGAAUACUAUAGAAGCUUUUCAGCAGAGGAAUGAAACUUUCAGAAAUGCUAUUGCUAAAGAAUAUGAAGACAUGCCUGUUGAAGUUUCUAAUGCUGAGCUUGGGAAGAGAGCACCCAGGUGGAUACGAGACAAUGAAGUAACCAUGUGCAUGAAAUGCAAGGAGCCCUUUAAUGCACUGACGAGGAGAAGGCACCACUGCCGAGCAUGUGGACAUGUGGUUUGCUGGAAAUGUUCUGAUUACAAGGCACAUCUCGAGUAUGAUGGCAAUAAAUUGAACAAAGUCUGUAAGGACUGCUAUCAUGUUAUAAUUGGUUGUACAGACAGUGAAGAAAAGAAGAAGAAAGGCAUCUUGGAGAUUGAAUCUGCAGAAGUCUCUGGAAAUAGUGUCAUAUGUAGCUUUCUUCAGUACAUGGAAAAAUCAAAGCCCUGGCAGAAAGCAUGGUGUGUUAUACCUAAACACGAAGCUCUUGUGCUGUACAUGUAUGGUGCUCCACAGGACGUUAAAGCUCUGGCUACAAUUCCACUUCUGGGCUAUACAGUAGAUGACACUCCGAGAAGUGCUGACCUCCCACACAGCUUCAAACUGACCCAGUCGAAGUCUGUGCACAGCUUUGCUGCGGACAGUGAGGAACUGAAACAGAAAUGGCUAAAAGUUAUCCAUUUAGCUGUCAAAGGUGAGACACCAGAAUGUCAAAAUGAACUACAGGUGAACUCAGAAGAGCAACCUGAAGCUUCUAAAACAUCUGAAUGCUGAAGCUCAAGAACACAUGGCAUUUUUAAAAGAUUUUGGUUGAAUUUGUGGUUAACCUUUGUGUUAACCUCUCUUUGCUCAAUCAAGAAAAAAAUAAAUUAAAAACAAACAAACAAAAAAAAAAAACCCACCAAACUUCUUACUACCAUACACAUCUUAGCACUUUAUGUUUGGGAAAAAAUCUGGUCUUUUUAGGGAUCUUUUUCUUAUAUUUAUGUUCUGUCAAUAAAAGUGAUGUACAGGUCCAUUUCAGAGACUUUUUUAAAAAAUGUGAAUGCUAUUAAAAAUACUUACUAACUUUACUGUACUACUUGUUUGUCGUGAUGCAAAUUUUUUUGAAAAUCCAGUUGCUCUUCAGUUAACAUUUGCUACUUUCAUUAAGAAUGCAAAUAUUGAAGCUUCCUACUUACAUGUUAGGACUUGCAACAGGAUAAAAGAUAUACCUCCACAUUGCCAAAAUAGAUCUGUAGUUAAAUAUGCAGGGACAGUUUGGUUUCAUGUAUGUAGUUUAUAAAUUGAAUUCCACAGGUCUGUACAUAUGUUGUAUUCACUUGUCUCUUUUUAAUUAAAGUAAUGCAAAUUGCUUUCGCAGGUAUAUUGGCUUUUGAAGUUUCAAUUUAUCAAGGAAACAAUCUAAGGAUUUUCAAUCUAGAAACGAAUACCUAAAUUAUGAGAAAGGAUUAUAUAUGUACAGUAUUAAAAAUGUACAAUACUUGAUUUUUGCUUUGAUUUCACGAUACUGGGUUCCUAUUAAUGAAUAAUUUAUUUAAAAAGCAUGUUUUCAAUUUGAAAUUAAACACAGUCCUAAAUUAACAAAUACUGUUCAGUGAUUUAAUAGCUGACAUUUAAUGAUCUUGAUAUUUUUAUGCAUUAAAAACAUAGCAGUAAUGUAAGUGGCAUGCAGUGGACAAAUAAGUUCCAGUUGUGUUUAAAAGAGUAGUCGCUUUUCUUCAGUGUCCUAUCACUGUUAUCUUUUGAGAGUGCAGUAGUUUGUUACUCAAAUGCAGUACGUGGUUUGGAAAAGCAACAAAUUCUAGUAACCUUCUGGGAACGUGUAUUUUUGCUAUUAUGGUUAUUGGAACAGAACAUUUUGAACUUCAGUCGUUUAAUUUUUGCAGAAGAUUAGAUAUUGUAAUAGUUAUUUAUGACAACAAUCUUCAAGGAUUAUUGUUGUAAAGUGGGGCCUGCUUUAUACGCGUCUAGUAUGAGGUCUGAGCCUGCAAACCUCAAGCUGCAUUAACUGACAUUAUUUGCAUUCUGGUUUUGGGAAUAAGGACUUGUUUGCUUUACAGUAUUAAGUCCCUUGUGAACGUCCAUUCUUAUUAGGGUUUUCAUACAUAGAGGCAAAUCACCUCCCUAAAAUUUUUACUGUAACAUCCUUGAGAUAAAAUAUGACAAAUUCAGAUGUAGUGAUUGACUAUCAAGCAGACAAUUAAAAUCACUGACAUCUUUUCUGACCCCUCGAAGGAAGGAAAAUAUGUAACUUCUACAAUCAACUUGUCAUAAGAACAUUCAGGAGUCUUACUUGUUAAUAUAAUUGCAAUCUGUAUUUUAAAUCAUGUCAAGCUGAAGAGCUCAGGUUCAAGUCCAGUUUUGUUAGUAACAUGAGGGCAGAUUUAAAUGGUCACUUUUUUAUAAGAUUUUCAGACAAUGUAUUCCCUGAAAUCCCACUCCCACUUUAAUCUUUUUGUGACACUACAGGGGGAAAAAAAAAAAAAAAAAUUAUUUAGCAUUUAACUUGUUAAAGUAACCUCUGUUUUUAGUGUCAAGCAUACUUGAGUACACAGUGUCUAUCAUUCUUCAGUAAGAAGAAUAUCAUGCAACUUAAUGUUAGUGGGCUGGAUUUUGUGCUCUCCCACACAAAUCCAAAAUCUACCAUGGCCUUUAGACUUCAAAGCUUUAAGCUGGCGUUGCUAAUUAACCAGGACGUGGCAUUGCAGAGUACUAACUCUACAGCUAACUUUACGGAUGCCAGUUCUGAAUUAUUCCUUGGGUGCUCCGUGUGUCCGGGUUAUUCAGCAUGUAACUCUAGUAUUACUUUUACCUGAUGUGCAAGCUUUUCUGUAACUCUCUAAGAAACUUUUAAGUUAUUUCUACUGUCAGCUGUAUUUAUUUAUGGGCAGCUCAAGCCCCUUUUGAUUAACGUUGGUGAGUAGCAUCACAUCUUCACCCGGGUCUCCCUAAGUGUCACGUUAGGUGUACCUUGGUGAGGGACGGGGGGACGGUCAGGUAAGCAGGAACUCUCCAUGGCUAACUUUCUUUCACGGUCAUCUCCUGAAAAUGGGUAUCUUCCAAAAGAGUCUCAAGUGCAAUUGUGGGAUCUGGAGGGUUGUCUUACCACAUACUGAUGUAUAAAAAAUAUUGUUUCCCACAUUCAAGUUGUUGUGUGUAAGGGGAGAAGUUGCCUUAAUGGAGUCCCUGGAUGAGACAGACUGAGCUGUUCUUCAAAUGAUAUGACGGUGUGACUGUCAUCAUGUAGUACACUCUGUUUUCUAGGCUCCUGCAAACUUAAUUCUGAGCCAAGCAGAAAGUUAUAUUCCAGCUAAAUUAUUAGGGAAAUUAUUAGAAGCAGCAAUUUCUGGGCUGCCUUACUGUUACAGUGGUAUUGAGUAUUCGAAGCUGCCUGAAUGAUUUCAGCAUCUCCCAGACGUAUAGGUAUGUAGUGUGGGAUAUUUUAUUUACCCUAGUGAAACCUAUUUCUUGUUCUCUCAAUCAGUUGUUUGGUUAGAAUUGUUCUCUCCUGAGUCAGAAUGUCUGGGCACUCAAAUGCAUACUUCUGCGUGUAUUUUGUAGGAAAUGUAUGUACCACCAAUAUUAAAGGAGAUCAGAAGACGGAGAAGUUGCUUCUAGAUUUACCCACUCUGUUUUACUCCAUUCUCCCCAGACAGACCCCCCUUACAGCUUCCAAAACUUUUUCUUUAAAUUAUGGCCACAGAGGAACAAAUUCAAAGUAUUAACUGCUGAAGCUUAAGUAUCAUGGCCAAAGCACUCAAAUUAAAACCAUCGUUCUACAAGGUAAAGGCUGUUCCCAUUUCAACUGUUAAAUUCUUUCUUUAAUUUAAAAAAAAAAAAAAUUGAAAAAAAAAAAAGGCAUUAAGUGGAUUAACAUAAAGCUGUGUGUGUAAGGAAUAAACUAUAACCAAGCAUUCAUUCAUAAUAAAUGAAUGUAUGUAAAUGGCUCUGCUGAAUUAUUUAAGCUUUGCGAUUCUUGUGUUCAAGAAACGCUUGUUUCUCACUUUAAAAGUGAUCAGAUUUCUGUGCAAUUUAAAGCAAAUCAAAAGUUAGUUUGUACAGCUUUAUCAAUUCCACCAGAACAAUGGCUUAAUUUUAUCAUUAAUAAGUUUGAAAUGUAUCCAUUUUUUUUUUUUUUCCAAAUGACUUAAUAUUUUUCCCCUAUUAUGGAAAAAGAGUGUAUCAUGACAAGUGCACGUCUGCACCAUUCUUCCAGAUCCUCUAAAAAUUGCUCUCUGGUAUCAGGUACUCCUGCUUGGUCGAAGAGCUGCCUCAAAAUCUACAGCAUCGAAUACUUUCAAAUCCAUUUACACUGAGUAGUUUUGUUUAUUCCAAAAUGUAUUUAAUUUUUAUGUGCAAAAUAGAUAUUGAGAAUGCAAAACAUUCUCUUUUACUCGGACUAGAAUAUUAAACCACUUUAAAUGUAUGUAAUAUAUGGUGGCAACUUUUUAUGCAAAACCAUCUCAAAGUGCUUUUUAAAUAUCCUCAAAGAUUCUAAGUCCCUUACAUAGAAAAGAGGAUGUUUAUUCUUCGUAUUUUUAAAUUAUGGAUGAAGCCAAGGCACUGAUUAAAAAUAUAAUAAAUACACUACCACCUGAGUAAAUUUUAGAUGAGGUUAUAGAAGUAUGCUCUAAAGAGUUCCAAGUGGAGGCAGGAGUCAAAAAAAAAAGUAUAUAUAAAAAUAAGUGGGAAAGAUGUGGAAACACUUGACAGGUUCUUUGGCUUUUGUUGUUUUUGUUGUUUUUUUUUUUUUCUUUUUUUUUUUUUUUGUUUUUUAACCUACAUCACCACAUAUCCAGUCUAAAAACUGGUCAGCUUUUCAUUUCAAACCAAAAUUAAAUAAAAUGAAGAGAGGCUAGUGGUUCCUUAUACUGAAGGAAAGUCUUUCAGGAAAGAAAGAAACAUCCCAUGUAGCAAUAAUUCUAAGCAAUGGAUCUUUCGAGAUCUUUAGCUGGUGUAAACUAGCAUAGACCUGCUGGAGCUGUUAUACCUUCAAUUAUUUAAAUUAAUGUAGGAUCUGCCUUACAUUAUAUAGAGACACCUGAGGAAAAUCAAGAUUUCACCAGUUUGAGAGCUGCUGGUUUACUAUGUCCCAUCUGGAAUCACAGUGCUCAACUGAACUUCAGAUGGGUUUCAGUUGGAAAUAAUUGAUGUAGGGGUGAAUGUGAACAGCUGGAAAUAUAUAUCUAAAAAUACAUGAUUGGAGAAGAGAAAAAAAUGUUGUGGCAGAAUUUACUAUCCUUAAGAUAAAUCCAUUGGGGAAACGGGCACCAUUCUUAGUCUGUGAUGUACUGUUAUUUGAAAACUGAAAUUAAAUAUAUGGAGUUACAUUUUUUUUCUCCAGUCUGUGGCCCUGUUGGUAUGAGGAACUGCCCUAGCUGGGUCUGACCCGUGGGACUGUAGUGAAGUGUGUUCCUUGGGUAGGAGUUUUAAUCUGCUAGUCAGAUUGUUUCCUAAAUCCUUUUCCUUUAACAGAACAUAACUUAAUGAUUGCAUAUGUGUGUGUAUAUAUACACAUAUGCCUACGUAUGUGUGUGUAUAUGUAUAUAUGUGUAUUUAUAUAUUUGAGACUAUUAUUCAGAUGACCUGUUUUCAAGCAGUAUUUUACAAUCAAAAAAUACACUGUGCUGCGUUGAAGAUAUAAUGUAUAUUGACUGUGUUGAGUACUGUUUUCAGAAGAAAAAAAUUGACAGAAUUAGAUCUGCUUUUGUGGCAUGUUUCCUAUUUCAGCCUAAUUUAAAAACUAACAAACAGCAAACAUGCUAAAUUCACUAAGGCAUUCAGUCUGCUUCCUUUAAAACCUCACGAUUAAAUUUCUUCCCAGACUCAACUAUGGCAUUUUGCUUUUAGCCCUUCCAUUUCCUAGCACAAAUGAAUGUAGAAUGUGGGUUUUCUCUAAUAUCUUCAAGCAGAUUUCUUUGAAUAAAACGUAUUUUUCAGCCACUGCAUAACACCAACCUACUUCAGUUCCUAGUUAAUACUUGUAGAUUCAUUAACUAUUUAUGGUGAAAAUAUUCAGAAAAGUGGGAACUAUGUCAAAGCAUUUUUGCAUAUAUGUGCCCUAGUAUUUUUAAGAAAGAAGCCAAAUUUGUUGCAUAUAGGGAAGAGUUUGCAAUAGAAGUGUUUUAUUCUAUUAGCGUGUUUUCUGUUACGCAGCCCUCAAGGCAGAUUAAUACAUUCAUUUUAGUGGGAGCUGGAUCAGCUGUAAUGUUUGACAUCAGAAUUAUAGGCUAUACCUGUUAAUUCCCCUUCAUUAUGGAAACAUUUCAGGUUGUAAUUGCGAAAACAUUUAAAAAAAAAAAAAAAAAAAAAAAGACAAAAAACCAAACUAAUAUUUGGAAGAGGUGUAAAUUUGUUCUGGUUUUGCAAUAAAGUGAAGAAUAUUAAAAAGGAGAAAUUUAAAUGCCAUUGUAAGUUGUGCAAAUGUAAGUGGUCAUUUUUAUGGUCAAGAAAUAUAUGAAUGUAAAAAAAUUUCAGAUAUUGUAUAUAUUUUCUGUAAUAUAUGUAUAUUUGGUCAUAAGGUGGGUGGAGAAUUGUAAAAAUUAAGCACUUUAAUUCCUGUUGAGUACUCGAAAAGGAAUUUGUAUCCUGUAAAAUAAAAGCAUCAUUAAA
Molecule: messenger RNA, 8675 nt
Organism: Tyto alba (common barn owl)
Lineage: Eukaryota; Metazoa; Chordata; Aves; Strigiformes; Tytonidae
Gene: FGD4
Product: FYVE, RhoGEF and PH domain containing 4
Exons: 17
Coding region: 552-2834 (760 amino acids)
Biological process (GO): filopodium assembly; cytoskeleton organization
Cellular component (GO): cytoplasm
Molecular function (GO): zinc ion binding; guanyl-nucleotide exchange factor activity
Source: RefSeq, a predicted model, not a curated record